Messenger RNA from Daktulosphaira vitifoliae (grape phylloxera), 983 nucleotides. Its product is annotated as keratin, type I cytoskeletal 10-like. The coding region runs from base 138 to 806 and encodes 222 amino acids. Lineage: Eukaryota; Metazoa; Arthropoda; Insecta; Hemiptera; Phylloxeridae. The record is from RefSeq and is a predicted model, not a curated record. The transcript is spliced from 2 exons.
GGUUGUAUAAAACAGCACAGUGAUUACACCAAGUUACUCAUUAGCCAGUUUAAGUUCAGUGACAAUAGUGAAUUUAAAACACGUGUGUUUUUUAAAGUUCUUUAUAUUAUAUAAGUUAUAUAAAUAUACUCGGCGAUAUGAACGGAUUCGUCUUGUGUUUUGUUGUUGCCGCUAUUACUAUGAUUUCUGCUGAACCACCAAGUGGUUACAGUUAUAGCCGCCCAUCAUCAUCUUUCGGUGGCGGCUAUUCAAGUGGAGGAAGUGGUCACUCCAGUGGAGGAAGUGGUUAUUCUAGUGGAGGACUUUCCAGUGGUGGAUACUCAAGUGGUGGAUACUCAAGUGGUGGAUACUCCAGUGGUGGAUAUUCCAGCGGUGGAUACCCAAGCAGCGGUAGCGGUUACUCUAGCGGAGGUAGCUAUAUCCCAGUGGCUCCAGGACACUCUACUUACGAAGGUCAAUAUGUUGACCCACAACUUCUUGAACAAAUCAAGCAAAUUGUACUUAAAGAUGAAUCCUCGUCUUCAAGUGGAUACCCAUCCUCCUCAUAUGGUGCUCCUUCUUCCUCCUACGGUGCUCCAUCUUCCUCCUACGGUGCCCCAUCUUCCUCCUAUGGUGUCCCAUCUUCUUCAUAUUCUAGCCACGUUGUCGGUCUUGAAUUUGAAGGAGUGAAACCCGCCAUCCAAGUUGCUCAAUUCAAACAAGCCGGUGGAUACUCUUCCGGUCCAUCAUCUAGCUAUGGAGCUCCAUCUUUUGGCUACAGCUCCAGGCCAUCUUCGUCAUACGGAGCUCCUUCAUCAUCAUACUAAUAACAUUUAGUAAUACGCAUUGAUGUCAUACUCACCAACAACGCUUUUUUACGCGUCCCUAAUUCUCUUUUGUUUAAUAUUAAACAAUAAGUACUUAGACGCCACCCUCAUAUGAUUGGUAAAAAAGCUUAAAUUUUUUUAUUUUAUUGUAAUAUAUAUUUCUUAAAUGUUUUGUUA